Messenger RNA from Siniperca chuatsi (mandarin fish), 3463 nucleotides. It is a transcript of the gene cdipt, whose product is annotated as CDP-diacylglycerol--inositol 3-phosphatidyltransferase (phosphatidylinositol synthase). Bases 150 to 788 code for a protein of 212 amino acids. The record is from RefSeq and is a predicted model, not a curated record. The transcript is spliced from 6 exons. Gene Ontology annotation, molecular function: CDP-diacylglycerol-inositol 3-phosphatidyltransferase activity. NCBI's taxonomy places the organism in Eukaryota, Metazoa, Chordata, Actinopteri, Centrarchiformes, Sinipercidae. Gene Ontology annotation, cellular component: membrane; Golgi apparatus. Gene Ontology annotation, biological process: phosphatidylinositol biosynthetic process.
UUGCUGUCUGAAAACGGGCUGCUGAGCGGAAGUCAUCGCUCGACCAGAUUCAACUGUCGCUUUUUGCGAGUUUAUCUUUCAAAUACGACUCGAUUAACGCAGGAAAAAAAACAGAAACAUAAAGACGACGUCGGCCGAAAACCCCAGAGAUGGCGCAGGAAAAUAUUUUCUUCUUUGUUCCCAAUUUAAUCGGUUACGCCCGCGUCGUCUUGGCCCUGCUGUCUUUCUACUUGAUGCCCUGCUGUCCGUGGCCCGCCGUCGUCUUCUACCUGCUCAGCGGCCUCCUCGACGCUUUCGACGGCCACGCUGCACGGGCGCUUAAUCAGUCCACCAAGUUUGGAGCCAUGUUGGACAUGCUGACAGACCGCUGUGCCACCAUGUGUCUGCUGGUGAACCUGUCCCUCAUCUACCCCUCCUACACCUUCCUGUUCCAGCUCAGCAUGUGCCUGGACAUCGCCAGCCACUGGCUGCACCUGCACAGCUCAACGAUAAAGGGAUCGGCCAGUCACAAGACCAUCGACCUCUCCGGCAACCCUGUCCUCCGCAUCUACUACACGUCCAAGCCGGUGCUGUUCGUGAUGUGCGCUGGGAACGAGCUCUUCUUCUGUCUGCUCUACGUCCUCCAUCACAUCCAGGAGCCUGCCGCCUGGCUCUACUGGCUGCAGGGUCUCUGCGGGACGAUCUGCCUGAUGAAGUCCGGCAUCAGCCUCCUGCACCUCAUCACCGCCUCCCAGAACAUGGCCGCCCUGGACGCCGCCGAGCGGGAGAAAAGCGCGAAGACGCAGUGAGGGAGGAGUCGGUGAGAGCUUCAGCAACAAAUCCACCACGGUUUUAUUUAUCAUUGUUUUAAGGGUAACGGUAAACUACGGUGACUAAAAUUAGACGUGAAACACAGCGAACCCGCUUCAGUUCGUCACACGACAUCAGAAAGAACGUUUUAUGACCAAAAAUCACAACAUUCGAACUCCAAAUCCAGACAGGUGAGAGUCUGAAAGGUGGAUUAUUUACUUUCCACAGACAGAACACGACUUUAACGGUUUCCACGGUUGGUUUUUAUUUUACAGGCGUACAGUAAAGGCAGGCACAACAUAAACUGAUAUCACAAUGUAAAAGUAGAUAUAUUGUCAUAGAGGCCUUUUAUUAAUAUCACUCACUACUAGAUGUAUGUGUGGAGUAUUUGUUCGUGGACAUUUCUAGCCUCACUUCGUCCCUCUCGUGAAUCAUUUACAUUUGGUUUGUGCAAUGUAGCGUUGUUCAUACAGAAUAACAUCUUUCUGUUUCUCUCCUGUCACACAAAACAAACAGCGAAGAUCAGAAGACGUUAUUACAGUUUGAAUAUAGAAUAUAAUAUUAGUCUCGCGACGCUUCGGGAGAAACGAGCGGCGGAGCUACGUCCGUCUGGCUCGGCUCAGCAGGUGAUUGUUUGUUUGAAUGAUCGAUUUUAAAAGCGGAGGAGAAACUCGCCGCAGGAAGCAGGUUUCCCUGAGUCUGCGCGGAGCUGAAGUACGUUUUAAAGCUCAUAUUGAUCGUGCAAGCGCUAACCGCUUCAGUGAGGGGGAAACCCCGGGGCGGCCAUCUUUGUUUGGAUCAGGAAACCCCAACUUCAGAAACGGUUAAAAAUGUUUUUCACCGUGCAGCAGAAGAAACAUUAUUUUAACCAGAUCAUCAUCAUCAGAGGAGGAGGAGGAGGAAACCCGUCAGAAGGGUUCGGAUUGUUGGUAGCAGUUUUCAGAAAGACUGAUCCUUAGAAGCACAAACUGGCGCUGGACGUUACAGCAGGUUAGCUCUUUGUAGCAUUGUCAUCUGCUUCAGUUGUAAUAAUGUGAAGGUGUUCAGCAGUCAGAGAGCCCGGCGCUGUUUUCAUCCGCUCACAGGAAGUGAACAAACGUCUCGCUCUGAUUCCACAGUUUGGUCGCAUCGGUCGUUCUGCGCGAGGCUGCUGGUGUUUUGUUCAGUUAGCGGUUUGGUUUUACUCAUCGGACAAUCGGACUAACUCGAAUAUCACAGUUAUUUAGGAAUGCGUCAGUGGCAGAGUUUGGUAAAUGAUGGAGAGAGUGAAACUAGAGUAAACGCUGCUGAUGGCGCCAACAGAAGCUGAUGGAUAUUUGGAUAGCUGCGGUACCACAUACUGCGCCGCCCUUUAUGGCUUCGUUAAUGGGGAAUCAAUCUUUAAAUAAUGCUCUUAUAGAUCAGUUAUGAACCGCUAAUUCCAAACGUCGGGACGGCCAGUUUGUAAAAUGUGAGUAGGUCGCUCGCAGAUGCAGUAAUCCAUCGAGUCUGCAGCUGCAAGCGUUCGGAGAGAUGAAACGACGAGUCGAUCUACAGAAAGCGAACCUGAGCGGGAACGAACCGGUUCCGUCUCCUCGCACGAGGGUUUUUGAUGGAUCUUCGUCCUCUGUGAUGUUAAAUUUAACGUCUUUGAGCUUCGGACCGUUGGUCGACAAAAUAAGACGUUUGAAUUCGUCGACUCUGGGAAACUGUGACGGACAUUUCUUCACUUUUUAAAUUUAUUUUUUUGACGUUUUAUGGACCAAAUGAUUAACGACACAUUAAUCGAUGGAGAAAAUAAUCGUUAGUUGCAGCCCUGAAGUCGUUAAUAAGCGGGGUCGACGAAGCUUCUAACCGAUCUGUGAAACAUUCGUAAGAGCUUUUAUCGACGAGUAUUAAAGCCAUUAGUUUGACGGAUCAACACUUUGCUUGCGCUCACCUUUUAUUCCAAACCGAGUUGUUUUUAUUGUUCUUUUGAUUUUUAUAAAGAUGAAAUCGUGUUCCUGAAAUCUUCGACAGACCAAAAAAAAACGAAGUUGAUGCAGACGACAUCCUGUUGUUCUCGUUAAAAGAAAGAAAUGACAAACUUUUACUUUUAAAACAAAAAGCCGUUUGUUUUCAUGACGAAGCUCUCGGUUCUUAAAUAUUUCUAUCACUGUUUUUGCUGCUGCUCAUUUCCUCAGAUUCCUGCUGAUAUUUGGUGUCGAUGAACCUGUGAUUGUCGCACUAGAGGGAUGUUGAUCAGUUUCGAGCUUAUUUGACUUUUAAGAUGAUGUUUCUUUGUGGUAGAAGAGACGUGUUUCCUUUUAGUUUUAGUCUACUUAGAAACAAAUAGAAAGUUAUGCAGGACAUAAGUUUUACCUCACGUGAAGAGCACCGAGUUUAAUCCCUCAUGGUUUUGUGUUGUUUUUUUUAAAGUCGCUGACUGUGAGUUUGUGCCGCUGCUGGACUACUGUAAAGUUUUAAUGCAGAAUGUGUGUGAAAAGUGUUGAAAUAUAAACAUUCGCCUCUUGUUUCUGAUUCACCGAAUGUAUUAUUAUUAUAACAUACAGAUGUAUAUCAACAGCAAAGCCAAGUCUAAUGUUAUAUUUAAGAGACACCAGUUGUUUUAAUUAAUAUAUUUGAUGGUUAUUUUGUUUGGAGGCUUGGAUUUACUGUAAAAAUCAGCCACAAAAUAAAGACAAUGAAAACCAGA